UGUUAGUCCUCCAGAGAUGACUAACACCACCUGCAACAUCACCCACUACAGGUACCCUCUCUUCACGGCCACCUACAGUGGCGUGUUGGCCCUGGGUCUUCCCCUCAACACCCUCUCCCUGGGGCUCCUGUUAUGCCGCUUGGGGCUCCGCUCAAUGCCUGUGAUCUACAUGGCCAACCUGGCCCUCUCAGACCUCCUCUUCACCCUCUCCAUGCCCCUCCGGAUCCUGUACUACGCCAGGGGCCACUGGCCCUACGGACACCUGGCCUGCAUGGUCUCUGGGACUCUGUUUUCCAUCAACCUCUACUCCAGCUCCUACUUCAUCAUGUUAAUUAGCGUGGACCGGUUCUUGGCUGUGGUCUAUCCGCUGCGCUCACGCCCGUUGAGGACGCCAGGCAUGGCCUGGACAGCAUGUGCGGCCGUAUGGGUGGUGAUUGGUGCCAUGGCGGUGCCCGUGGCACUGAAUCACCGUGCCAACUAUCACCAGAUGUGCGUUGUGUGGCGUUGUUUUGAGGGCUACACUCAGGAAGAGUGGCGCUUUGGGCUUUAUAUCUUCUACGUGGCUGCUGUCCUGGGGAAUGUAGUGCCGUUUGCCGUCAUCGUAGGGUGUACAGUGGCGGGGGUGCGAAAGCUGAGAGUACAGAAGGCCACCUCUUCCUCAUCUUUCUCCUCUUCCUCUGUGGAUAAGAGCCGGAUGGUGUGGCUGCUUGUGACCAACCUUUCGAUCUACACAGUGUGUUUCAUCCCCUUUCAUGUUGCCAUGGUCUUAUAUGGGCUCCACAAGCUACACUACCUGCAAUCCCAGUUCCCCUUCUUUGGCUUCCAUAUUGGGACUAUCUGCUUGGCUAGUGUGAACAGCUGCCUGGAUCCUCUCAUCUACUACUUCAGCUCCAAGAUCCUCAAGAGAGGGAGAGGGACUACAGGAACCACAGAGGCUAAUGUAACGGUUCUGCCUAAUUCUGCCUUGUGGUGGAGGACUGGCAUUAGUAGAGGUGAGAAUGCUAGAGAUGGUCUUGAACAAGUUAAUGGUGGACGUUAAGUUGUUCUUACACAUUCUGUACUCUAUUUGUGUAUGCGAAUGAGACACAGGAAGCUGCUGACGGGAGAACAGCUUUAUAAUAGUUGCUGGAACAGAG
Coregonus clupeaformis (lake whitefish) is the source of this 1136-nucleotide messenger RNA. Its product is annotated as lysophosphatidic acid receptor 5-like. The transcript has a single exon. The record is from RefSeq and is a predicted model, not a curated record. Gene Ontology annotation, biological process: behavioral response to pain; G protein-coupled receptor signaling pathway. NCBI's taxonomy places the organism in Eukaryota, Metazoa, Chordata, Actinopteri, Salmoniformes, Salmonidae. Gene Ontology annotation, molecular function: G protein-coupled receptor activity. Bases 17 to 1039 code for a protein of 340 amino acids. Gene Ontology annotation, cellular component: membrane.